GGUGUGCACAUGUACCCGUUUGUAUUGCUAACUAAGGUGAAGCAGACAGAGACAGAGACUCCUCGUGCUGCUGCUGCUGCUGCCUGCCGAUGCCGAUGGCUGGCUGGCAGUGAUGAAUCAAUGGAUCGCCCUUUUUCGGUUAUCGCUCAUACGAUUCGGAUCGGACCCUCUCGCUGACUUGUGCGUGCGUGUGUGCUUGAUGCGUGAAGACCUCCUUCUUAACCAUCCUGGUGCGUUUAUAUCUCUCUCCCUCCCUCUCUCUGCGUGUCUCUGAGUGACUGGCAACCUGAUUUGCAGAGAGACAGACAGCCAGACAGAGAGCCGGACAGCCAGAAGGAAUCAUCGCUACUGGCCGUUGUGCAGUAAGUACCGUGUUAUAAUUGGAGUCGUACGUGUUUGUGUACAGAGUAUAAAAGUACCCGUACAUAGAGACGCGUACGUGCGGGUGUGGUGUGGGUCUCUGUCGGUGUGGGAGAAGGCAAUGAAGGAGUGCAACAACCCUGGCCUGCUCGACGCAGCCAUCGUCUGGGUCGUUAUGGCCCUUCUUUGUCUGCUCACACACAGACAAAGCCCACUGCCUGCCUGGUGUGUAUACCUGAGUAAACCUGACUGACUUGACCGAAAGCAUCUUAGCGCUCAUGUUCCCCUCCCUCCCUGUCCCCUACAACCUGACUGACGUGAUGUGACGUGUCGUCUCGUCUCUUGAUGUACAGCUGGAUGUCAUCGUAUAUAUAGCUGCUGUGGAUGGAUGGAUGGACUCACUCAGUGUGUAUUUGUCAGACAGACGGGCGGGGGGGCGGCGAGGCAGGCAGGGAUCGGAGGGACGUGUGUGUAUGUAUAUCGUUCAUACAUAUGGCAAUGGGCAAUGGCAGCACCUGAGCCAGGGGAGCUGUGUGCGUGCAUGUGUGUGUGCCGGUCUCUGACUGGUCAUCGAAGCACAUGGAUGCCUUUUUUCGUGUCAAUUCGCUUCUUUGUUUUGCGCGCCAACCUCAGCUACGUAUCUAUCGCAGCCAUUUCUGGGUGCAUUCAUGUGCAAUGUGUAUGUGUGUGUGUGUGUGCGGGAGAGGGCGGGUGGGUGGUGUGACCAAAUCUCUUGCUGCCAGCUGAAAGGGACUUCAUUCAUCGCCUUGAUAGUCAGGUGUGUGCAUUUGUGUGUGGACCGAGAGGAAGUGACACCGGGUGCAUAGAACGGUCACUUGUCAUUUUACAUCGGGAAGAAGUGCACACAUGAAAAACCUGACUGGCAAUGGUACAGCAAACAUCGCAGACGGGCGAUGGAUGCAGCAAGGGUUCUGUACACUCAUGCAACUCACACACGCCCUCAGCAGCUCAGCAAGGGUUCAGCUUAUCGAGGCAGAGCGACAGGUCAGGCAGCAGCAGGAGCGGCUUGCUCAUGCAGAUCUCGAGAGGCGGCUGGCAGCUGUGGAGAGGCAGCAGGCGGCCUGGCGCGAUGAGCAGCAGACAGCCACCAUCAGGCAGCUGCAGGACAGCAACGCGGCGAUGAUGCAGGCCAAGAUAGAUGCGCUGGAGGCGCAGCUGGUGGAGGGUCACACGGCACUGGCCGAGAGUGAGGAGCGGGUGAGGACAGCCCGACCCGAUGUCGAGGCGCUAAAGGCGGAGCUGGCGCAGCAGCGAAUUUCCAAGACAGCUGCCGAGGCGCAGCUGCGUGAGCGGGAUGGAAAGCUCAGCCGUGCGCAGAAGGACAUUGAGGCGUUCAAGGCCGAGAUGGCGGGAAAACAAAAGUGGCUGACCGAGGCUGAGAGGACCAUCAAGACCCUGCAAGCGAAGCAGAAAGGAGAUGAACCACCCGCCACCUUUUUUGUCGUUUUGGGCUUGUUUGGUAGUCUUUGUGUCCUGUCCUGCGGCAAGGUACUUGCCUGCCCUGCCCCAUUCUUUCCAUCACUCCUCGACCUAGCGAGCGUGGUGAUGAGCGUUUUGGGGCUGCUUUGUGUGAGCAUCACAGAGGCGGCUCAGCAGCCGGGAGUUGGACGGCGUGACUGCUGAAAACAAGAACAAGGGUGGCUGAUAGGACAUGAAGGGCACUGAAGACAGAGCGAUCCUUUUCCUCUCUGUGACUGAUGAAUGGAUGGAUGGUCUUCUGGCUGAUGUCGUGGUGUGUCGUGAGUGUGCCGUGCCUGCCCUUCCUCUGAUGAUCAGAGGUUGCUAAAUCUCCUGGUCGGCGAUUCGUACAGGCAGGCAGGCAGAUCGAUCGAUCAUAUGCAUUUUUGCUAUCCUGCCUGUACCAUCGUUCACACGUAUGGCAAGUGUGCAUCUGCAUCUGUUACUCAUUUUGCGUAGCGAGCAGAUGGAUGAGGCCGGCAAUAUGACAGCGUGUGGCUGUGUAGCUGAGACCUUACCUUGCAUGUCAUGUGUGUUUAUCUAUUGACUGGUUUAUCAAUGCAGUGGCGUGACAGACAG
This is a messenger RNA of Vitrella brassicaformis, 2418 nucleotides long. The record is from the annotation of a GenBank genome assembly. NCBI's taxonomy places the organism in Eukaryota, Vitrellaceae.